Molecule: messenger RNA, 1224 nt
Organism: Acanthocheilonema viteae
Lineage: Eukaryota; Metazoa; Nematoda; Chromadorea; Rhabditida; Onchocercidae
Source: the annotation of a GenBank genome assembly
AUGAAACAAAUAGCACGACCAUGUCGGAUGUUGUGGAAUUUGCACCGACAGAGGAAUAUGCUUAUGUUUGCACCAGAAAUUAUUGUUCCUACAUUACCAACUACUUAUAGACCAUUAGAGGAAAAUAGACGACAAUUGGAUGAAAGAUUGAGGAGUUUAAAUGACAGCGAAGCUUUAAAAGAAGCCAGAAGGAAAUUCGAAUUAAUCGAAAAAGAAACUUUGAAGAGUUCACAACUUAUCCAAAACAAAAUCAACGAAGUCCGUGAUCAUAUAUCAAAGAUAGUAGUGGAAGUGCAGAAAACGGAAACAGGGAAAAAGGUUUCUUUGGCCGCAGAAGAAAUAUUGAAGCAGGUAAAGAAUGCUGCAGAAAUGAUGGAAAAAGCGGCAGAACAAAUUGGAGACAACGAAUUGUAUCAGAGUGUUAGCUCAUCAGUGAAAAUGAUCAAAGAUGAAGUUGAUAGUAUUGUCGAUGUACGGAUGUAUACUCGACCAGAUCAGUUAAGAAUGCGCUCAGCAUCUUUUUCUACUUACACUGACCGGAUUGUGGAAGCUAAUCCAAAUGCAGUUGAUGUAGAACUUCAUAAAGAAUCCAAGUGGUAUGCUGGAUGGAAAACUUUCUCCGAAAAUAAUAUUUAUUAUAAUAAAAUUUUGGAUUGGAAAAUGCGUUUGGAUGAAAGUGAUAAUUUAGCGUUGAGAAUGAUGCGGAGCUUUACGGACAAAAUUUCCUCACUAUUCGGUCAUAGUGAAAUAUCAGAAGUGCUUUCUGAAAUUCAGAAAGUUGAUCCGAAUUUUGAUAAAAAUGAAUGGUUACGUUUUUGCGAAAAAGAGAUAAUCCCGAACGUCAUGGAAGCAUUUAUUCGUGGUGAUUUGAAAAUUCUCAAAGACUGGUGUUACGAAAGAGCUUAUAAUAUUUUAUCAACAAUUGUCAAUGAAUACAAAAAGGUCAAUUUUAGUACAGCAGAUAGUCGCGUCAUUGAUAUCGAUAGGGUUGAGAUGGUUACUGGUAAGAUGAUGGAACAUGGGCCAGUGAUAAUAAUCACAUUUCAAGCUUAUAUGGUAAAUAUUGUGAGGAAUAUGGAGGGAAAAGUUGUCGAAGGUGAUCCGAAUAGUCCGGUACGUGUCCAUCAUGUGUGGGUAAUGUGUCGUGAUAUGAAAGAGUAUAAUCCAAAGAUGGCAUGGAAAGUGCUUGAAAUACACAUGCAAAAGGGUAAUUUAGCGUUGUGA